CGGAUAUUGGUCAUCAUUUCGAAGGAAGGUCAGAAUUAUUAAUUGCUAGAAUGAAAUUUCUAGAUUAGCGUUGCAAAUAUGGUAACUCGGAGUGAAGACUUCAAGUGACAGGAGCACAAUUAGUGGUCCGAUGAAAUGGUUGUACCCAAGACCAGAUUAAACCAUUCCCAAACUUAUUCUAUCCAGGCUCUAGUUUGCGGAUGGCUUAUGGAUGGGGUUAGGGUUAAAGCGAUUCGAGAACCAAAAAAAAAAAGCGGGGCCCGCCUGGCCGAGUGGCCGUGGCGGAACAGGAAAAUAUUGAGACGGUGCAUGAGCCGAAGCCCAUACAAACCGCAGGCCCACUCUGAAUGGACAGGGUCGCCGUGCUAUGGAGUGUUCCCACGGCCCAAAAGCCCAGGUCCAUGAAGGAGCUUAUGCCAUCAAGGUAAGUAUG
Molecule: messenger RNA, 433 nt
Organism: Mycena citricolor
Lineage: Eukaryota; Fungi; Basidiomycota; Agaricomycetes; Agaricales; Mycenaceae
Source: the annotation of a GenBank genome assembly